UGCUCUAUUCGUCUGGCAGAGAGAAGAAAUGCCGAGUGCUCUGCAAUUCCAAGCUUCACGCCCAAGCACCGUAGCUCCACUCACGAGGCAAACUUUUUCCGCCAACGUUCGCUCACACCGUAGUCUCUCAUUCACGAAACUUUCUCCCCUUCCCCAACCUCUGUGCUCCUUCACCGUACAACCCUCACAUCACACCUCCGCAGUCGGAUCUCCGUCGCUCCAACACUGGAACCUCACCAGCCGCCACGUCACCGUUCUCAACGUCUUUGCCUGCGCGACGGCGGUAUGUACAACGUGGCUAUUUUUCUCCGCGAUUCCCACGCUCCUGGCUUUCAAGAAAGCAGCGGAAUCGAUGGAGAAGCUGAUGGAUGCCACGAGGGAGGAACUUCCCAACACCAUGGCCGCUAUUCGAUUAUCCGGCAUGGAAAUCAGUGACUUAACCACAGAGCUCAGUGAUAUAGGCCAAGAGAUUACCCAAGGUGUUCGGAGCUCAACUCGUGCAGUUCGUUUGGCGGAGGAGAGGCUUCGCCGUUUGACUACUGUGCCUUCUUCAGCUUCGUUGCAGGGAACAAUCAAUUCGAAAGCCGAGGAUUGUGAUGAGCCUGCGGUGGCCAGAACAGCAAGGGGCGUGAGAGAGGGUAUUGUCAAGGGCCGUGCUAUGUUGCAAAUGUUUUUCACCUUCACCCAAUUUUCAAGGUUUGCCCUCAAAUUUAUCUCUGGUCGUAGAAAAUUAUCAAGCUAGCAUCUUUCUUGCCUUGGAAGCCAACAACACUGUACACUGGCUUUAUCUUGGGAAAAAAACAGUUUUGAUACACUUACACAUAUUUGACACAUGUAUUCUUAGUCUCCCAUCCGGUGUCUUUUAUCUUCUACUUCUUCAUGAAUGGUUUGAUCAUCAACUUUUGCCAUUCGCUAGUUACACAUUGCAAUACAAACGUUUCUCUGUAUUGCGGGGAGGUGACCACCAGAUGCGACCAUGCGGUGGUGACCCUUUUCUGUGUUGCCUUCAUCCUUGUUGACUUCAUCCUUGUUUUUAGCGUUUGUUAGGCUCUGUAGUAAGUACAAGAAAUCCUUCUAUUGCUUCUUGCAAGCAACCUCUUUAAGGUCGUUGAUUUUGCGUCAUUAAUAGCAAAUAUGUUGAUUUCUAAA
Messenger RNA from Vigna radiata var. radiata (mung bean), 1149 nucleotides. RefSeq lists its product as uncharacterized. Bases 29 to 742 code for a protein of 237 amino acids. The record is from RefSeq and is a predicted model, not a curated record. NCBI's taxonomy places the organism in Eukaryota, Viridiplantae, Streptophyta, Magnoliopsida, Fabales, Fabaceae. The transcript is spliced from 5 exons.